Messenger RNA from Aspergillus aculeatinus CBS 121060, 1999 nucleotides. It is a transcript of the gene aclA, whose product is annotated as putative ATP citrate lyase subunit (Acl). NCBI's taxonomy places the organism in Eukaryota, Fungi, Ascomycota, Eurotiomycetes, Eurotiales, Aspergillaceae. Gene Ontology annotation, cellular component: succinate-CoA ligase complex. The transcript has 2 exons. The record is from RefSeq and is a predicted model, not a curated record. Gene Ontology annotation, biological process: succinyl-CoA metabolic process; tricarboxylic acid cycle. Gene Ontology annotation, molecular function: succinate-CoA ligase (ADP-forming) activity. The coding region runs from base 272 to 1726 and encodes 484 amino acids.
CUCCUCCCUCCGAUCUAUUUCCAGUGACAUCUCGCAUCUGGUAAUAAUUCCUCUACCAACCUACGAAAAAUAUCUCUGGUCUUCCUCUCUUCCUCCUCUUCCACUUGACUCUUCGUCCUACUCUCCCAAUUAUCAGGUAUAUUCUUAAUCCGGGGUUGACUUCCCAUAUACACCCUCUAUAUCCUCCAUUGUUGUUGUUGUUGUUCUCCGCCUCUUACACAUACUUCAGUUUUUUUAAUUCUAUCCUCCCUCUCCUCCUCUUACGAUCAUCAUGUCCGCCAAAUCGAUUCUCGAGGCUGAUGGCAAGGCCAUCCUCAACUACCACCUCACUCGUGCCCCCGUCAUCAAGCCGACUCCUCUCCCUCCUUCCUCCACGCACAACCCUCCUCCCAAGCUCGCCUCCCUCUACUUCCCCGAAGAUGAGUCCGUCAAGGAUGUUCUCGACCAGGCUGAGGUCCUCUACCCGUGGCUGUUGACCCCCGGCUCCAAGUUCGUGGCCAAACCCGAUCAAUUGAUCAAGAGACGUGGAAAGAGCGGCCUGUUGGCCCUGAACAAGACCUGGGCUGAGGCUCGGGAGUGGAUUGAGGCUCGCGCUGGCAAGGAGAUCCAGGUCGAGACCGUGGCCGGCUACCUCCGUCAGUUCCUGGUUGAGCCUUUCGUGCCUCACCCCCAGGAGACUGAGUACUACAUCAACAUCCACUCCGUGCGUGAGGGUGACUGGAUCCUCUUCACUCACGAGGGUGGUGUCGAUGUCGGUGAUGUCGAUGCUAAGGCUGAGAAGCUCCUCAUCCCCGUCAACCUCAAGAACUACCCCUCCAACGAGGAGAUCGCUGCUACUCUCCUGAGCAAGGUCCCCAAGGGUGUCCACAACGUCCUCGUUGACUUCAUCUCCCGCCUCUACGCCGUCUACGUGGACUGCCAGUUCACCUACCUCGAGAUCAACCCUCUGGUUGUCAUCCCCAACGCGGAUGCCACCUCCGCUGAAGUCCACUUCCUCGAUCUGGCUGCCAAGCUCGACCAGACCGCUGAGUUCGAGUGCGGUACCAAGUGGGCCAUUGCCCGCAGCCCCGCCAACCUGGGCAUGCCCGUCAUCAAGAGCGAGAAGGUCAACGUCGAUGCUGGCCCUCCCAUGGAGUUCCCCGCUCCUUUCGGUCGUGAGCUGAGCAAGGAGGAGAAGUUCAUCUCCGAGAUGGACGCCAAGACCGGUGCCUCCCUUAAGCUGACCGUCCUCAACGCCAACGGCCGUGUCUGGACCCUGGUUGCUGGUGGUGGUGCCUCCGUUGUGUACGCCGAUGCCAUUGCCUCUGCUGGCUUCGUCAGCGAGUUGGCCAACUACGGUGAGUACUCCGGUGCUCCCACCGAGACUCAGACCUUCAACUACGCCCGCACCAUCCUCGACCUGAUGCUGCGUGCCCCCACCCACCCCGAGGGCAAGGUCCUCUUCAUCGGUGGUGGUAUUGCCAACUUCACCAACGUUGCCUCGACCUUCAAGGGUGUCAUCCGCGCUCUCCGCGAGGUUGCCCCGGUCCUCAACGAGCACAAGGUCCAGAUCUGGGUUCGUCGUGCCGGUCCCAACUACCAGGAGGGUCUCAAGAACAUCAAGGCCGUUGGUGAGGAGCUUGGCCUCAACAUGCACGUCUACGGCCCCGAGAUGCACGUCAGUGGUAUCGUGCCCCUUGCCCUUCUCGGCAAGAAGUCCGACAUCAAGGAGUUCGGUUCCGCGUAAGAGGAAAAGGAGGGUCUUUUCUGCUGAUUCCCCUUUCUAUUUUUUAAUUUAAUCUUCCUAUGAGAUUCUAUUUUCUGAAUGCAUGGCAUGAUACGGUUGUUUUACGUCAUUCUGUUAUUUUACUCCUUUUUUUUUAUCUUUUCUUGACGGCACACACACAUGGAUUCCCCGGCUUUGCUUUGAUUUCAAGUGCAAGGGAAAGACGGGACUUGAUCCGUUCUGGAGUUGAAACACUGCUUAGACUUGUGAUAGUCGUGAAUACAACGAUACGAU